GACGACAUGAACGACCGGCAGGAGUUCCACGAGACGCUGACGGCCAUGGAGGUGGUGGGGCUCUCCGGGGAGGAGCAGGCCCUGGUGCUGCAGAUUGUGGCUGGGAUCCUUCACCUAGGCAACAUCAGCUUCCGGGAGGAGGGCAACUACGCCGCCGUGGAGAGCGAGGACUUCCUGGCUUUCCCCUCCUACCUCCUGGGCAUCGACCAGGGCCGGCUGAAGGAGAAGCUGACCAGCCGCAAGAUGGACAGCCGGUGGGGCGGCAAGUCGGAGGUGAUCGACGUGACGCUCAACGCCGAGCAGGCCAGCUUCACCCGUGACGCCCUCGCCAAGGCGCUCUACUCACGGCUCUUCGACUACCUGGUGGACGCCGUCAACAAAGCGAUGCAGAAGGACUACGAGGAAUAUAAUGUCGGGGUGCUGGACAUCUACGGCUUCGAGAUCUUCCAGAAAAACGGCUUUGAGCAAUUCUGCAUCAAUUUUGUGAACGAGAAGCUGCAGCAGAUUUUCAUCGAGCUCACGCUGAAGGCAGAGCAGGAGGAGUACGUCCAGGAAGGGAUUCGGUGGAGCCCCAUCGAUUAUUUCAACAACAAAAUCGUCUGCGACCUGAUCGAGAGCAAAGUGAACCCGCCGGGGCUCAUGAGCAUCCUGGAUGACGUGUGCGCCACCAUGCACGCCAAGGGUGAGGGCGCCGACCAGAGCCUCCUGCAGAAGCUGCAAAUGGCCGUGGGCACCCACGAGCACUUCAACAGCUGGAACAAGGGCUUCAUCAUCCACCACUACGCUGGCAAG
Terrapene triunguis (Three-toed box turtle) is the source of this 792-nucleotide messenger RNA. RefSeq names its product unconventional myosin-Ie-like. Lineage: Eukaryota; Metazoa; Chordata; Testudines; Emydidae. Gene Ontology annotation, cellular component: cytoplasm; vesicle; microvillus. Gene Ontology annotation, molecular function: microfilament motor activity; actin filament binding; ATP binding. The annotation marks the transcript as partial. The transcript is spliced from 7 exons. Gene Ontology annotation, biological process: actin filament organization; vesicle transport along actin filament. The record is from RefSeq and is a predicted model, not a curated record.